Molecule: messenger RNA, 2560 nt
Organism: Brachypodium distachyon (stiff brome)
Lineage: Eukaryota; Viridiplantae; Streptophyta; Magnoliopsida; Poales; Poaceae
Product: type IV inositol polyphosphate 5-phosphatase 3
Exons: 5
Coding region: 355-2157 (600 amino acids)
Biological process (GO): phosphatidylinositol dephosphorylation
Molecular function (GO): phosphatidylinositol-4,5-bisphosphate 5-phosphatase activity; inositol-polyphosphate 5-phosphatase activity; phosphatidylinositol-3,4,5-trisphosphate 5-phosphatase activity
Source: RefSeq, a predicted model, not a curated record
GACAAGUACGCGUGGCCCAGAACACCCCGUCGAGGAGGGGCACGCACGGGUCACGACUCCGCUGCUCGCAUUUUUGCAUUUCCCAUUCAGGCCGAUUUAUAUAUACAAGGCUCGUUAGGCGUCACCUGAUCGCCUACGCGGCUUGGCUUGGCUGAGCGCUCGAACCCCAUCCCCAUGUGCUCUUGUUCUUGUUCUUGUCCUCUCUAACGACAUCGAUCGCGAGUUCACGGGAUCGAGCCCGCAGCAGCAGAAGCUUUCAGAUUCAGUUAGCUUUGCAGGCAGGCAGCGGAAGAAGGAGAAGAAGGCAGAAGCAGAGCUUUGUUGUGAGCUGAACUUUUGGCGCCAGGAAGAGAUAUGGUGGAGGCGGAGAAACAGAGGAAGCCAGGAGCUCAGGUACUGUAUACAGCGUUCUGGCCCAAGGUGGUGCUCAAGAAAUGGCUCAACCUGAGGAGCAAGGACGCCAAGUUCGACGCCGAUGAGGAAGAUGACCUCGACGACGGCGACCAAGCAGAAGACAACUGCGGCUGCGACGGCGACGGCGGCGUGGAGGCUCCCGACGAGGAGAGCCGCCCGGCCGCGCCGUACAGGCUGCGGCGGCGGAACUCGGAGACGAUGCGCGCGCAGUACAUCGACACCAGGGAGCUGAGGAUCUUCGUGGGCACGUUCAACGCCGCCGGUGUUCCGCCGCCGCCGUGCUCCGGCCCGGACAUUGCCGAGUGGCUGGACAUUGACACUGCCGGCGGCGGCGAGCUGGCCGACGUGUACGUGCUCGGGUUCCAGGAGGUGGUGCCGCUGAACGCCGGCAACGUGUUCGGCGCCGAGGACGCCGGGCCGGCCAUGGCGUGGGAGGAGCUGAUCCGGGACACGCUGACGCAGGCCGGGCCCAGGCCCAGGCCCAGGUACCGGAGCCAGCCGGCCACGCCGGCCCGCUCCUUCGACGCCGCCGAGCUGUUGUUCCACGGCGUCGCCGGCAACGACACCGAAGACGAGGAGGAGGAGGAGGAAUUCGGCUUCCCGGUGCUGCGGGCUGAGGAAGAGGACUACGUAGCUGUUACGCCCAGGAAGGUCGGAGCCAUGGCGGAUGAUCCAGAAGACGGGGACCGAGAAGAGCAGCGGCAGAGGGCGCUUGUGAAGACGCUGAGCAAGACGGACCGGAUCGGGCUCGCGUGGCCUGAGCCGCCGCUGGACUUGCUGGCAAAGCAGCACGCCCUGGCAACCGCCGACGACCCGGCCGCCAUGGCCGACCCUGAGGACCGCGACCUCGGCAACUGCGACAAGACGAAGAAGACGAAGGGCGGCGGGAGGUCGCCGUUCGUGAGGAUCGUGAGCAAGCAGAUGGUGGGCAUCUUCCUGACGGUGUGGGUGCGGCGUGAGCUAAGGAAGUGCGUGCACAACCUCAAGGUCUCCACCGUCGGCGUGGGCGCCAUGGGGUACAUCGGCAACAAGGGGGCCGUGUCGGCGAGCAUGUCCAUCUACCAGACCAUGUUCUGCUUCGUGUGCACCCACCUGUCGGCCGGCGAGCGGCCCGCCGACCUCCUCAAGCGCAACGCCGACGUGCACGAGAUCCACCGCCGCACGCGCUUCUCCGCCUCCAACGCCGCCGGGCCCGGGCUCGAGCUGCCCCGCGAAAUCCACGACCACGAGAGGAUUUUCUGGCUGGGGGACCUCAACUACCGGAUCGAGGUGCCGUACGAGCGGGCGCACGGGCUCGUGGCAGCCAUGGACUGGGCUCGGCUGGCGGAGAAGGACCAGCUGAAGCGGGAGCUGAGGAAGGGGCGGGCGUUCGACGGGUGGGCGGAGGGGGUGCUGGAGUUCGCACCGACUUACAAGUACGAGAUCGGGCCGCCGGCGCCGGCGCGGGGGAAGAAGAAGGGCAGGAGCAGGUACAUCGGGGACGACGGGAAGGGCGGCAGGAGGACGCCGGCGUGGUGCGACCGGGUGCUGUCGUACGGGAAAGGGAUCCGGCUGCUGCGGUACGCGCGGGCGGAGAUGGCCAUGUCGGACCACCGGCCCGUGGCGGCGACUUACGGCGCCGAGGUGGAGGUGUUCUGCGGGAGGAAGCUGCAGCGGGCGCUCACGCUGACCAAGGCCGAGGUGGAGCGCGGGGAGGCCGUCGUCGUCGUGCCGCCGCCGCCGCCGCCGGACCUCGAUUUCUGAUCUACAUGUAUUUUUGGGCACGGCUGCUUCUCGCUCGGCUGAGCUCCUGAGGAAUUUUUGUUUCUGUGAACUCGGUCGAGAGAUCACUGCAGUCCUAUCUCCAUGAUGAGUCUGAUUAAUUCAGCGUUGGAUUCACUAGCCUGUAACCUCUGUUUCCAGCCCCGUGUGCGUGUUUUUUUCCUUUCUCUUUUAGGCCUUUGUCCGAAUGUUCUUUUUGGGCCUGCCAACUUGGGCUCUGUAGUAGUAGGCCUUAAGAAAAGCUCGAGAGUCCUGUGAUGGAACUGAAUUACAAAGGAGUGUAAAAAAAAACCCAAAGCCUAACGGACGCAGCUGCACUAUUGCAACGCUCCUGGCGCACGCACGGCAACGCCGAACGACCGGGAAUUUGCUUCUUCUUUUUUUA